Messenger RNA from Ricinus communis (castor bean), 1074 nucleotides. RefSeq names its product BURP domain protein RD22. Lineage: Eukaryota; Viridiplantae; Streptophyta; Magnoliopsida; Malpighiales; Euphorbiaceae. The transcript has 3 exons. Bases 38 to 976 code for a protein of 312 amino acids. The record is from RefSeq and is a predicted model, not a curated record.
CUCUUUGUAUGUUUGUCUGUAUAAACUCUCAAUUCAUAUGGUAGCUCAUAUGGAGUUUCAUUUGCUUCCCAUUUUUGUUAUAUUUUGUUUUGUUCUGACAGGAAGUGAUGCUUCUCUGCUACCUGCAGAAAUAUACUGGCAAGCCAUGUUGCCAAACACUCCGAUGCCCAAAGCUCUACACCAGCUUGUACAGCCUGUAAAUGCAGGAAAUAAAAGUACCUUUUCUGAACUAGAGGUUGAUGCUCGACUCCUAGAAUCACCCUUGGAGGCUAGGAUAGAUUAUGCUCUCGCGUAUCCAGAUCAAGGAAUUGAAGAAAUUACCAUAGCCAAUUCUACGACUGUAUUCUUCUUAUUUGAUGAUCUCCUUCCUGGUAAGAAGAUGAUGCUUGUUUUCACCAAGUCGGCAAGCGAUUCCAAUUUUUUGCCACGUAAAAUUGCAGAAGCUAUACCCUUUUCAAGCAAUAAAUUUUUAGAAAUUUUGGACUAUUUCUCAAUAAAACCUGCAUCAAAGCAAUCGCAAAUCAUGAAACAAACAAUUGAAGAAUGUGAGGCACCGGGAGUUAAGGGAGAAGACAAAUACUGUGCUACAUCAUUAGAAUCAUUGGUUGAUUUUGUCGUUGGAAGGUUUGGAAAGGAAGUCCAAGCAUUUCCUAAUGAUGUAAAAGAAGAGGAUAAGAAACAAAAGUAUACCAUUUUAAAGAAGAUCAAAAUGAUGGGAGACAACCAAAUAGUAUGUCAUAAGACGAGAUAUCCUUAUGCUGUAUUUUAUUGCCAUAUAAUCAUGGCGACAAAGGUUUACUUGGUUCCAUUAGUGGGUGACAAUGGCUCUAAAGCUAAAGCACUUGUUGUUUGCCACACAAAUACAUCAUCUUGGAAUCCGAGGCACUUCGCUUUCCAGGUCCUGAAAGUUAAGCCCGGAGGACCCCCAAUUUGUCACUUUCUUAAUACUGAUUCAGUUGUUUGGAUACCUAACUAAAUUUAGAAAGACUAACUCCACACUCUUGAGUAAGUAAUUAUGAUUAUGUACUUAUUAGGAAUUUGAGGAAUGAUUGAAUAUUGAAAUUUUUUCUCCAA